Molecule: messenger RNA, 381 nt
Organism: Vigna radiata var. radiata (mung bean)
Lineage: Eukaryota; Viridiplantae; Streptophyta; Magnoliopsida; Fabales; Fabaceae
Exons: 1
Coding region: 1-381 (126 amino acids)
Source: RefSeq, a predicted model, not a curated record
AUGGGAGAGAAUGAGAUGGUUGCAGAGUAUAUUGGCAUAAUUCAGAGUGUUGCAAACAUGAUGAGGGCCUGUGAUAAAGUUGUGAAAGACAAGAAGAUGGUAGAAAAGAUUCUUAGAACGUUGACUAAGGAAUACGAUCACAUAGUCGUUGCGAUAGAAGAGUGUAAGGAUCUUGAUAAGAUGAAAGUUGAGGAAUUGCAAAACUCCCUCGAAGCCUAUGAACAAAGGUUGAUAGAAAGAAGGAACCAGGCACUGCAAGCGAGAAGCAAUCAAAGCUUCAAGAAUCGAGGGAGAGGAAGAGGAAGAUCACACGGAGGACGCAGUGGUGGAAGAAACUCGGAACCAUCAGAUCAAAACAGUGAUAGCAAUAGCAAUGAGUAG